AUGGUCUGCUCAAAAUGCCAAAAGAAACUCAAAUCCACCGAGCUUGCUACUCCCGGCGUCAAACGCAAAAGUGAGAUGUACUAUGGUUCGCCAUCGACCUCGGUGGGAGGUGGCGGUGGAGAAGGCAGUAAGUCUAAGCCGACGCUAGGGAAUACGGGUGUUGGGAAGAGCAAGUUGCUUAGCUCCAAGGCUAAGAAUCCUUAUGCGGCUUAUUCAUCUGCUUGUGAGAGCUGUAAGACGAAGACGGAACAGGGGAGGAAGUUUUGUCAGCGGUGUGCUUAUCAGAAGAAUGCUUGUCCGAUGUGCGGCAAGAGUAUGGCUGGGAAGUCUAAGAAGGAUCAGCCCAUUGUACAGGGACAGAAGUUUAAUCUGAAGUAG
This is a messenger RNA of Aspergillus bombycis, 378 nucleotides long. Its product is annotated as cysteine-rich PDZ-binding protein. The coding region runs from base 1 to 378 and encodes 125 amino acids. The transcript is spliced from 3 exons. Gene Ontology annotation, molecular function: microtubule binding. Gene Ontology annotation, biological process: cytoplasmic microtubule organization. Lineage: Eukaryota; Fungi; Ascomycota; Eurotiomycetes; Eurotiales; Aspergillaceae. The record is from RefSeq and is a predicted model, not a curated record.